Molecule: messenger RNA, 2427 nt
Organism: Musa acuminata subsp. malaccensis (wild Malaysian banana)
Lineage: Eukaryota; Viridiplantae; Streptophyta; Magnoliopsida; Zingiberales; Musaceae
Product: LRR receptor kinase BAK1-like
Biological process (GO): protein phosphorylation
Molecular function (GO): ATP binding; protein binding; protein kinase activity
Source: RefSeq, a predicted model, not a curated record
GAUCUUCUCCGGGUUGGAAGAGAAGAGAGGAGAAGGGACGGCGACCACCAAAAGGAAAUCGAAGAGGGUUCGAGGACAAGAUCGCGUCGGUGGCUUCCUACCGAUCUCCGACCCUGUCGUUUCUCAGCAUUCAGCCUCGGAUUCCGAUUCUUUUGAUGCUCUUCUCGGGAGAAAUGGCGCCGGUUCUGGGCUCUGCCUGAGGGUUCUCGGCUUCUGGAGCUCGUUUGGGCCUAGAGCGGUGGGGUGAGUAGGAGUCGGGACCUCGCUGCGGCAAUGGCGGCGGCGGGGCUGCAGCUGGUGGCCCAGUGGCUGCUCUGGCUGGUCUUGGGUUUGUCCAGUCCGCUUGCAAGGGUAGUCGCCAAUGUCGAAGGUGAUGCGUUGCAUACUCUAAAGACCUAUUUAAAUGAUCCUAAUGGCGUGCUGCAGAGCUGGGAUCCAACUUUGGUCAAUCCAUGCACAUGGUUCCAUGUCACAUGCAACAAUGACAAUAGUGUUAUUAGAGUUGAUCUGGGAAAUGCAAACUUAUCUGGAAACUUGGUCCCACAGAUUGGUCUUUUGAAAAAUUUGCAAUAUCUGGAAAUUUACAGUAACAACAUUAGUGGGACAAUUCCUAGUGAGCUUGGAAAUUUGACAAAUUUGGUGAGCUUGGAUCUUUAUCUAAACAAUUUCACUGGUGAAAUACCUGAUUCAUUGGGGAAGCUAACUAAACUGCGGUUUCUCCGGCUUAACAACAAUACUCUGUUGGGUCUAAUUCCAACAUCUUUGACCAAUAUCACAACGCUUCAAGUUCUAGAUUUGUCGAAUAACAAUCUAUCAGGAGAAGUUCCUUCUACUGGAUCCUUCCAAUUGUUCACUCCCAUCAGUUUUGCUAACAACCCUUACUUAUGUGGUCCCGGUACAACAAAAUCUUGUCCUGGUUCCCCUCCUUUGCCUCCACCACCUCCAUUUGUUCCUCCAACUGCACCCACUCUUCGAGAAAGUAAUGCCUCUAGCACUGGAGCAAUUGCUGGGGGAGUUGCUGCAGGUGCUGCUUUGCUAUUUGCAGCACCUGCUAUUGGAUUUGCCUGGUGGCGUCGUCGUAAGCCACAAGAACAUUUCUUUGAUGUACCUGCUGAAGAGGAUCCAGAAGUUCACUUAGGUCAGCUUAAAAGAUUUUCGCUGCGAGAAUUACAAGUUGCAACUGAUAAUUUCAGCAACAAGAACAUUUUGGGCAGAGGUGGAUUUGGAAAGGUAUAUAAAGGAAGACUUACAGACGGUUCACUUGUAGCAGUAAAGAGACUAAAAGAAGAACGUACACCUGGUGGAGAGCUUCAGUUUCAAACAGAAGUUGAGAUGAUUAGCAUGGCUGUACAUCGAAACUUACUCAGGCUUCGUGGGUUUUGUAUGACCCCAACCGAACGAUUGCUUGUAUAUCCUUACAUGGCCAAUGGAAGUGUUGCAUCACGCUUAAGAGAGCGUCCACCAUCUGAACCACCGCUGGAUUGGCCAACUCGACAAAGGAUUGCACUGGGUUCUGCUAGGGGAUUGUCCUACUUGCACGAUCAUUGUGAUCCUAAAAUUAUUCAUCGUGAUGUUAAAGCUGCAAAUAUUUUGUUGGAUGAGGAGUUUGAAGCAGUUGUUGGGGACUUUGGCUUGGCCAAGCUAAUGGACUACAAGGAUACCCAUGUAACGACGGCUGUCCGUGGAACGAUAGGACAUAUUGCUCCAGAAUACUUGUCAACAGGAAAGUCCUCUGAGAAGACUGAUGUUUUUGGAUAUGGAAUCAUGCUUUUAGAACUAAUUACAGGUCAAAGAGCAUUUGAUCUUGCACGUCUUGCAAACGAUGAUGAUGUUAUGUUGCUUGAUUGGGUAAAAGGACUUCUGAAAGAGAAAAAGCUGGAGAUGUUGAUUGAUCCAGAUCUGCAGAACAACUAUGUUGGCUCUGAAGUAGAAUCACUUAUCCAAGUUGCACUGCUUUGCACUCAGGGCUCUCCAAUGGAACGGCCGAAGAUGUCAGAGGUGGUGAGAAUGCUUGAAGGCGACGGUCUUGCUGAGAGGUGGGACGAAUGGCAAAGGGUGGAAGUGGUUCAGCAUGAAGCCGAGUUUGUUCCACGCAAUCGUGCCUCCGACUGGAUUCUGGACUCCACUGACAACCUCCGUGCAGUUGAGUUAUCUGGACCGAGGUGAGUUUGAAAUGAUCUGAUAGAUGAAAAAUCAUCUGAAGUCUAUUCUUUCAGCAUUUUCAUGUCUCCCAUAAGAUCAUCUAAUAUCCCAAGUUGAAUCACAUUUGUGUAUAUUAGUUUAUGGAGCCACAGUAACAUUUGCGGUUCUCUCUUAAUGUGUAAUUUUUUUUGGUGACACCAUGUUGCUUUCCUUUGUUGCAAUAGGUACAAUUGCAUCAUUUUGUAAAAGAUUUCAUAUUUUCGAGGGAUUUGUAUGAACAUAAGA